This is a messenger RNA of Pecten maximus, 450 nucleotides long. RefSeq names its product homeobox protein ESX1-like. The coding region runs from base 1 to 450 and encodes 149 amino acids. The transcript has a single exon. NCBI's taxonomy places the organism in Eukaryota, Metazoa, Mollusca, Bivalvia, Pectinida, Pectinidae. The record is from RefSeq and is a predicted model, not a curated record.
AUGGCACUGCUGCCCAUUGAUCCCAUGCCUCCCAUACCUCCCAUACCUCCCAUUCCGCCCAUUCCGCCCAUUCCUCCCAUACCGCCCAUUCCUCCGGUAGCACCCAUGGAGCCCAUACCUCCCAUGGAACCCAUACCUCCCAUGGAACCCAUACCUCCCAUAGAACUCAUACCUCCCAUAGAACUCAUACCUCCCAUAGAGGUCAUACCGCCAGUAGAUCCCAUACCUCCCAUAGAGCUCAUACCGCCCAUUCCUCCCAUACCUCCCAUAGAGCUCAUACCGCCCAUACCACCCAUACCUCCCAUAGAACUCAUACCUCCCAUAGAGCUCAUACCGCCUGUAGAUCCCAUACCUCCCAUAGAACUCAUACCUCCCAUUGAGCCCAUGCCUCCCAUACCGCUCAUACCUCCCAUAGAGCUCAUACCACCACCAAAGGGAUAUGACGAGUAG